AUGGAUAUAAUCAAAAACGAUUUAUGGGUGCGCCAGAAAUUUGAUAAUCCAUUUAUUUCACAACUAUUCGAAGUUAUUGAUUCAAAAGAUUAUAUUUGUUUGGUUUUAGAAUACUGUUCAAAUGGAAAUUUGGUCAAGGCAAUAAGUGAAAGGGGAAAAUUUAAUGAAGAAGAUGCAGCGACGGUCUUUACACAACUUCUUCUUGCGGUAAAUUAUUUACAUAAUUCGUGUCAAGUCAUACACAGGAACAUAAGAUGCGAAAAUAUCAUGUUCGAUAGUCACAGAAACAUAAAAUUAUCCGAGUUCGGAUAUUGUCAGCAUUUAGAAAAAGAAGCAGUUUCAAUAACACAUUACGGCUCACCAGCUUAUAUAGCUCCAGAAGUAAUACAAGGGAAACCUUAUUCAUUUGCAAGUGAUGUAUGGAGUUGCGGCAUUGUUCUCUAUGCAAUGGUCUGUGGCCAUCUUCCUUUUUAUGAUGUUGAUUUAUCUACGUUUACUCAUAAGAUAUUAUAUAUGGACAUUACUUUUCCGAUACAUCUUUCCAUCGGAAUUAAAGAUUUACUGAAGAAAAUGCUUGCAAAGAAUCCCGCUCACAGAAUCAAAGCUGCAGAUAUAUUUAAACAUCCAUUCUUAUCUGAUGCAGUUAAUAAAAUGCGUAUCAAAUUGCGAAAGGCAACUGUUGAUACCGUUUCGAUUUGUAGAUCACUUGAUGUUUUGGGAUAUGAUUCUGAUCAAAUUCAAUAUGAAAUAGAAAACGGUGAAUCGUCUCCAGGUACAGUUGCCUAUUACAUACAAUAUAGAACCAUACUGUCUUAUGCAAUAAUGAACGCUAAUUUAAAGGCAUCAAGUUAUUCAACGCUAAAAGUCAACCUUUUGCCAAAACUUCCACUCGCCAAUAGCAGAAGAGAAUCAGCUGAUGUUAUAAUCAACUCGAAUCUUUAUAAACAAAAGAAGCCAAAGAGAAAUUCAAUUCUUAUGAAUAUCUAA
Molecule: messenger RNA, 987 nt
Organism: Trichomonas vaginalis G3
Lineage: Eukaryota; Parabasalia; Trichomonadida; Trichomonadidae
Product: protein serine/threonine kinase protein
Exons: 1
Coding region: 1-987 (328 amino acids)
Biological process (GO): protein phosphorylation
Molecular function (GO): protein kinase activity; ATP binding
Source: RefSeq, a predicted model, not a curated record